CAUUCUGUAACUCUUUGUUGAGAAUAAGUUUUAACAUUGAACAAAUGUUUUGCUGGAGAUUUUGACACAUCAACACUCUGAAAAAUGACAGAUUAUAGGAACAACCGGAAUGGAUUGUCUAGAUCAGAAGAAAUGCUUGAUUCUGAAAACCAAAGAAGAGUUGACGGAUUAUCAGACAAAGUAUCAAGACUAAAAUCACUUGCAUUUGAUAUAGAAACAGAAUCAAAAGACUCUAACAGAUACUUGGAUGACAUGGGAAAUGACUUUGAGAGUACCCAUGGAUUAUUAGGAGGAACAGUUAAUAGACUUUCUCACAUGGUGUCUGCCAACAAGGGAAACAGGAAGUUAAUGUGUUAUAUGAUUCUAGGACUUGUGCUGUUGUUUUUCUUAGCAUAUUAUCUCAUUACAAAAGUGACUAGUUGAGAGGUCUCCAAUGUUUAAAUUGUUUUGUCAUGAGUUUAAAAAUACCAUUGAAUGUUGAUUAUCUAAUAACAAACCUGCAGGGUCUCCUUUUGGUUUCAAGGUUUAUUUUUUUGGCAGAUAUUUGACAGAGGUUAUUCAAGCUUGACCUCUAUCAUGUGGUGGCUUCAUGUAUUAGUUGAUUCAUUUUUACAAUAGAAGCUUAAUUGAUUGUACAUUUUAUGUACCUUGAGAUGUAUGAUUUAGUGAGAAUGAGUACAGAGUGGAAAAAAUCACUAUUAUCCCAGUGUUCAUUCUGUGUUGUGGAUACACGCUUUCAUUAAAAAUUUUGUCAAUCAUAAGAGUUGACACAUAAAAGUUGAACAUUUUUAGAAAAAUAAGAUAAGCUUUUGUAUGUAAAGAUUUGCUCCAUAAUUAAAGAUUAACUUUUUGUCUUCAGGAAGAGGCUGGAUCAUGGUAAAUUGUCAAAUUCACAUGAGCUGCAUUGUAGUUAUUUUGUUUGUUAUUUUUAUGCCCCGCCUACAAUAGUAGAGGGGCAUUAUGUUUUCUGGUCUGUGCGUCCAUUUGUCCAUCUAUCACUUGUUCGUCCGUCUGUCCCGCUUCAGGUUAAAGUUUUUGUUCAAGUUAGUUUUUGAUGAAGUUGAAGUCCAAUCCACUUCAAACUUAAUACACAUGUUCCCUAUUAUAUGAUCUUUCUAAUUUUAAUGUCAAAUUAGAGUUUUUAACCCAAUGUCAGGGUCCACUGAACAUAGUAGAUUAUAGUGCGAGUGUGGCAUUCGUGUACUGGGAUUCUUGAUAUAAAAUACAUUCAAUGGUAUUUUAAAAUGUUGUGUAAUUGAUUAAUAUUUAUUGUGCAUAAUUGUUAUAUAAAUAGGUUUAUCUUUUAAGACUCUUCUUCUUCAGUGCGGGACACUGCUGGGCUGGUUAUUGUCAAGUUAAAUACAGGUCAUGUUUAUAUAUAUGUAUAUCAUUUCUCUUACAAGGUUCUGACAUCACAGUGGAUCUGAUCUGUAAAUUUGCACAUUCACCAAUGAAAUUCCAUCCUCACAGUAUUUGAAGGUGUCACUGUUAAACAUUAUAAUCUAACUGGAGGAAUCCGAAACAAACAGUGAACCAGACUGUUGUAAGACCCUUGUAAGGGAAUGACCGUUUUAUUUUAAGAGGGGGAGUGUUUAUGAUUUUUUCCUAAUAUAUAAAUAAUAAGACUCUUCUGAUCCCAAAUUUACUGAAAAAAUAUGUUGUGGUCAAGCAGAUGACAAAAAAAAACAUUCUGCAUUCAGAUUUUCCCC
Messenger RNA from Mytilus trossulus (common blue mussel), 1709 nucleotides. Its product is annotated as BET1-like protein. Gene Ontology annotation, biological process: regulation of retrograde vesicle-mediated transport, Golgi to ER; retrograde transport, endosome to Golgi. The record is from RefSeq and is a predicted model, not a curated record. NCBI's taxonomy places the organism in Eukaryota, Metazoa, Mollusca, Bivalvia, Mytilida, Mytilidae. Gene Ontology annotation, molecular function: SNAP receptor activity. The transcript is spliced from 4 exons. Gene Ontology annotation, cellular component: SNARE complex. Bases 85 to 423 code for a protein of 112 amino acids.